Messenger RNA from Spinacia oleracea (spinach), 762 nucleotides. Its product is annotated as 60S ribosomal protein L18a-2-like. Lineage: Eukaryota; Viridiplantae; Streptophyta; Magnoliopsida; Caryophyllales; Amaranthaceae. The record is from RefSeq and is a predicted model, not a curated record. Gene Ontology annotation, cellular component: ribosome. Gene Ontology annotation, molecular function: structural constituent of ribosome. The transcript has 4 exons. Bases 93 to 629 code for a protein of 178 amino acids. Gene Ontology annotation, biological process: translation.
CACCAAAAUACUUGAUAUAUAACCUUAAGAAAACCCUAAUUUUCUUCUUCAAAUUCCGCGCUUAAACCUUUCAGUGACGAGACUCCGCCAAAAUGGUUCAGUACAGGUUUCAUCAAUACCAAGUUGUUGGUAGAGCUCUUCCAACUGAGACAGAUGUCACACCAAAGAUCUACAGGAUGAAGCUUUGGGCUACCAAUGAAGUCCGAGCUAACUCCAAAUUCUGGUACUUUUUGAGGAAGCUGAAGAAGGUUAAGAAGAGUGUUGGUCAGGUUCUCGCCAUCAAUGAGAUUUACGAGAAGGAUCCUACUGUGAUCAAGAACUAUGGCAUAUGGCUGCGUUACCAAAGCAGGACCGGUUACCACAACAUGUACAAGGAGUAUCGUGACACAACCUUGAACGGUGGAGUUGAACAGAUGUACUGUGAGAUGGCUUCUCGUCACAGGGUGAGGGCACCUUGCAUUCAAAUCAUCAAGACUGCUACCGUACCUGACGAGCUAUGCAAGAGGGAAAGCACCAAACAGUUCCACAGUAGUGACAUCAAGUUCCCAAUGACCUUCAAGAAAGUCAGGCCCCCAACCAGGAAACUCAAGACAACAUACAAGGCUUCAAAGCCUAACUUGUUCAUGUAGAGGACAAAUUGAAUUAUUAUGAGUCACUUUGGUUUUAUGAUGUCUUUUGUUUUCUUAACCAUCUUAAAAGAUGGUUUUCUUGUGGUUCACUGUUUGAUAUUUGUGAUAUGGUUAUCGACCCGUGGUCUAUGGA